This is a messenger RNA of Scutellospora calospora, 225 nucleotides long. NCBI's taxonomy places the organism in Eukaryota, Fungi, Glomeromycota, Glomeromycetes, Diversisporales, Gigasporaceae. The record is from the annotation of a GenBank genome assembly.
AAAUACCAGAAUAUUAAAGAUACUAUAGCAUGUAUUGGAGAGGAACCUUUACAGAAUGAAUAUGAAUUUUUUUAUAAAUUUUUAAAAUCUGAUCUAAGUGUUGAAGCAUCUAUUAUGAAAAAUAUGAUUGAAGAAUUUAAAACUCUUGUUAAAGAGCAAACUACAGCUAUCAUUGAAGCAAUUGAUCAUCAACAUGUUCAUACUAUGGAAAUUCAGCAAAGAUAA